Messenger RNA from Zea mays, 1136 nucleotides. RefSeq lists its product as uncharacterized. Bases 241 to 867 code for a protein of 208 amino acids. The record is from RefSeq and is a predicted model, not a curated record. NCBI's taxonomy places the organism in Eukaryota, Viridiplantae, Streptophyta, Magnoliopsida, Poales, Poaceae. The transcript has a single exon.
AUGCAAGUGCUGUUUCCUGGAUCUAGUAUCUAACAAACAAUCUACAGACCAUGUGCGUCGAGUCCAUGAUACAGAGUCGACACGGGGUAACCAGGACACAUAGACGGAUUCGGAUUGCUCGAUCGAUCUAGCCAGUGUUCCCAGAGCACAGCCGAUCAAACAGCACGCUCCGGUUCGGUCUCGUCCCCACGCCCACAGUCCACAGAGCACAGCCGGAGGCAGCAGCAUCGUGUCCCUGUCAUGCUUCGUGCAGCAGCGCGUGCGUUGACGCGGUCGGCGCGUGGAAUGGAAACCAACCCAAACCCAAACCCACUUGAGCACCCACGGCGGCGCGUAGGAGCAGGAACGAGCAGUAGUGGAACACUGACUCGGAAACCAACCGCGUGGUGGGCCCCCCACUCCCACGGGAAAAAAAAAGGAACUCCGCACUCAUCCUUCAGUACCUUAUCCUCACUGCCCGCGGGCCCUCCGCGGCCCCACGCGCGCGGGAGGCGGAGAAGGGUAGCAGGAGCCGACCGGCAGCAGCUACUGCAGGGCAGGCGCAGGCAGGACCAGCACCUCUCAGAGGCCAGGCAGGACUCAGGAGGCCAAGCAGAGCGCGGCACGUGUGGCGCCCCCGCGCCCGAUAUUUUGCCGGCCAAGGGCGGCGACGUGGCGGCCCCGGAUUGCGCGGCCGGCGCGAGGUUGCCGCUGGCGCAGCCCCGGCAAGCCGCACAGUGGCGCACGCGUGAACCUCGUUGGCGUCGCGUCCCCGCGGGCUUUCCUGCUCUGCUCACCGCGCUGCUGCACCCCAGAUCUCUUCCGCCCGUGGACACGACAAGGAGGCGCCCUCACGUGCAGUGCAACGCGCUCGCGCUUCCUUCCUAGUACUGUACGAGACUAGCAGAACUCCGCGCACGCUCGAAAAAAAAGGUUGUUUGCGUACCCGUCUUCCACAAAACACUCCGGAUGGAAAUCUACACGUCCCGGCUUUCCCGCCGUUUUGAGAACCCGAGCCAACUGUAGGUUCUCCGUUCUCAUCUUCCCCUUAGGACUUGUUUACUACAUGAGAGUGAGGGUAAUCGAGGUGAUUAAGGAGGCUAGAAUCUUUCACUGUUCAAUUUUAAAUAUUAAGGACAUGUUCGGUUUACUUCGAA